AAAAUAAACAUUACCUUAAUUAAAAAAAACCAACAUAAUUUUGUGUAAAGCUCAAAAAUCAAUAAUGCAAAUCAUAUUGGAAUUAUUCCACACGACUUUGUGAUAGUACCGGUUGAACCCGAUUCUACGGGUGGGCUUUGCUUUCGACAUGACAACCAUGAUCGGUAGAAAAUCCAGCGGCCACCGACGCGAGGGAAAAUUCGAGCCUUCACCCUAACUUACCGUCCGAUCUCUUCCUAUUUCCUUCUCUGUUCUCUUUUCUCAAUCGCAUUCUCAUCACCAUUCCCCUGAUUCCCUCCGUAGUCCCCGUUUCACUUCUCCCUCUCGCAAAGCUCGGAUCUUCAAAAGCAGCAAAUCUAGUCUCCCUCCCUCCAUUCUCUCUCAGUAACUCUUGUGAGUUCUUCUCAGCAGCUCCAUUAAUUCUUUCCCCCUGUGCAGGCUUCUUUGAUUUUCUUACUCAAACAAGCAUUUAUCUUUUCAUCUGUUCGUUUGAUUGGGUUUUGUGGGUUCUCUCCUGCUCCCAGCCGGAUCGCUUGGGCUAUCAGAUUCACUCCCGGCUCUUGAGUCCUCCAUUGACUCGAUUCCCCCUGUAGAAUUUACUUCCUUCGACACAGGAGCUAGAGCUGAAAUUGGUUCUUCCUUCAUUUCCUCGGGGCGAUUCUCUCAUUCUGGGAGGUGGGUUUUGUUAAUCAGGGCCUGCUUUGGGUUGGGAUCCUUUUUGUGUUUAUGAAUUUAUGGGCGAUUUGAAGCUUUUAACCAGACGCCGCCCUGCAAUUACUAUCCCUUUCGAGCAAAUGGAGAGAGGCAAUGGCAAGAACCAGCAGAACCGUCUGUGUAUGUUGGCAUCCCUCUCUGCUUUCUUUUGGAUUCUGUUGCUCUACUUCCAUUUCGUUGUGUUGGGAGGCCGUACCGGUGGCGGUGAUGAAUCAUCGCUCAGAUUACAGUCCAAUCCGCCGGUGGUCGUCGAUCCCAGAAUCCCAGUCCCCGUCCGCGUAGUUGAAGAGGCCCCGCUACCCAAAAUCGCCGCCGCCAAAGAAGAAGUUGUUACCCCUCGUGUCACUGAACAGCAGCAGCAGCAGCCCAAGACUUUCCCCUUCAUGAGAGCUCUGAGAACCUUAGAAAACAAGACCGAUCGGUGCGGUGGGAGGUAUAUCUAUGUCCAUGAUUUGCCUUCACGGUUUAAUGACGACAUGUUGAAGGAGUGCAGGAGCCUGAGUCUGUGGACCAAUAUGUGCAAGUUCACUACCAAUGCUGGCAUGGGCCCUCCAUUGGAGAAUGUGGAAGGUGUGUUCUCCAACACUGGCUGGUACGCCACCAAUCAAUUUGCCGUGGAUGUGAUCUUUAGUAACAGGAUGAAGCAAUAUGACUGCUUGACCAAUGAUUCUUCUCUCGCUGCUGCGAUUUUUGUGCCCUUCUAUGCUGGUUUCGAUAUCGCAAAGUACCUUUGGGGAUAUAACAUUUCGAGGAGGGAUGCUGCUUCUCUUGAUCUGGUUGAUUGGCUUAUGAAGAGGCCUGAGUGGAAGAUCAUGCAAGGUCGGGAUCAUUUCCUGGUGGCUGGGAGGAUUACCUGGGAUUUCAGGAGGCUCUCUGAUGAAGAAGGUGAUUGGGGGAAUAAGCUUUUGUUCUUGCCUGCUGCAAAGAAUAUGUCAAUGCUUGUUGUUGAGUCCAGCCCUUGGAAUGCAAAUGAUUUCGGGAUUCCAUAUCCGACCUAUUUCCAUCCUGCUAAGGAUGCUGAUGUGUUUGUUUGGCAAGACCGGAUGAGGAAGCUGGAGAGGAAGUAUCUCUUCUCUUUUGCUGGGGCGCCACGUCCUGGCAACCCCAAGUCUAUCAGAGGCCAGAUUAUAGAUCAGUGUAGGGGUUCUAAGGUGUGUAAGCUGUUAGAGUGUGAUUUUGGGGAGAGCAAGUGUCACUCUCCCAGCAGCAUAAUGCAGAUGUUUCAAAGCUCCCUUUUCUGUCUGCAACCUCAGGGAGAUUCAUACACAAGAAGAUCAGCUUUCGAUUCCAUGUUGGCAGGUUGCAUUCCUGUCUUCUUCCAUCCCGGGUCAGCAUACACUCAAUACACAUGGCAUCUCCCUAAGAACUUCACUACGUAUUCUGUGUUCAUUCCGGAAGACGAUAUCCGGAAAAGGAAUGGUAGCAUCGAGGAACGGCUUAGUCAGAUUCCUCCCGAGCAGGUUCAGAUCAUGAGGGAGAAUGUUAUAAACCUCAUCCCCCAACUCAUAUAUGCAGAUCCUCGGUCGAAGUUGGAGACCCUCAAAGACGCGUUUGAUGUUGCUGUCCAAGCUGUGAUUGACAAGGUGACAAGGUUGAGAAAGAACAUCAUCCAAGGCCGAACUGAGUACGACAAUUUUGUGGAGGAGAAUAGCUGGAAGUACGCCUUGCUGGAAGAUGGCCAACGGGAGGCUGGAUGGCACGAAUGGGAUCCGUUCUUCUCGAAACCAAAGGGCGAAAGUAGUGGUGAUAGUUCUACUGGUUCAUCAGCUGAGGCGGCGAAAAAUUCAUGGAAAAACGAGCAAAGGGAUCAGAAAUGAUGUUGAAGGUAGAGUAUCAAAUGAAUCAAUGAACUAUACAGAAACAAAGCAGAAGCUAGAGUGGUUCCCUAGACCCAAGCAUUGCGGUAAUCUUUUUCAUGGGAAGCAGACCUUGCCUUUGGUUAGAAUAGCUACAGCAUUCUUGCACUAGAUGAGACCUUGAGCAGGGUUACAAAUUGAGGUUGUAACUUGUAAGUGUUACAUAUGUGGUCAAAGCUGCUUUCUUUAUCAAGUCAACAAGAAAGUAGAUUCUCUGAGCUGCCUGAACCUAUACUUUUGUGAUUCCAUAGGAAACUCUUAUUUACAGUUCCAGCGCUGGCUUUUCGGGUUUUUGAUUACCUCGGCUGGCGAUUCUUUGUAAUUUUUGUUGUGGUGGGUGUAGCAAAGUGUCAUCUUUUCGUACUUUUCUGGUCCAUGUCAUGAUGUAACAAACAAGGCAAUAGAUUCCACUGUUAAAUGAAACAAUAUACUUUUG
This is a messenger RNA of Linum trigynum, 3006 nucleotides long. NCBI's taxonomy places the organism in Eukaryota, Viridiplantae, Streptophyta, Magnoliopsida, Malpighiales, Linaceae. The record is from the annotation of a GenBank genome assembly.